UUUUUUUAUAUGCAAACUCGAAAACCCAAUUUUUAAAUAGGGCAAAAAAAAGGUCAAAUUGUAUCUCUAUGAAGACCAUUUUUGACACUUUCUGGCUUAGCACUUGCAGAAAAGAAACCCCAAAACUGGAGAGAUGGCUCUACUGUUCACCAUCAUGACUCCUCCCCCUACUCGUCUCUCUUGUCAUUCAUCUUCAACUUCUUCAGUGUUUGCUCACUCAUUCUCCAGGUUUUGCAACGAUCCCAUUGCUUUGCAAGCAAAGUCACAUAUCAGUUACUAUAUUCGAGCACCCUUUAUCUUAAAAGAGAGGUGUGUUUUGAUUGCUGAGGCAGCAUCUGAUAUUGAUAGCGGAGAUUCUGAUAAUCUGGAGAGUGAUGAGGAAAGUUUGUCUUUUGAUAACCUGCCAUUGGAGUCUAAGCUUCAGCUGAAGCUUGAACAGAAGAUGAAAAUGAAGUUGGCAAAGAACAUCAGAUUACGAAGGAAGAAACUUGUCAGGAAGCGCCGCCUUAGGAAGAAGGGGAGAUGGCCACUUUCAAAGUUGAAGAAGAACAAGAAUGUGUAGUCUUUACCACACAAUUCACCUUUUUGUAACCUUGACAUCAAUGUCUUCAACUUGUAAAUAAACAACUAAGGGUUUAAUGGUAUAGAUUUGGUGCUAUUAGAGUCUCUACUUGUUUUAGUUGAUACUUAGAGAAGGCUCUUGUUAUUCCUUAUAUAAUGUUGAUUCUGAAAUAUUUACAUGGAAGGAACACUUUGAGACAGAUAUACUGUCAAUCAACAAGUUGUGAUUUUGUGCUAA
Messenger RNA from Solanum lycopersicum (tomato), 799 nucleotides. Its product is annotated as large ribosomal subunit protein cL37 alpha. Gene Ontology annotation, biological process: plastid translation. Gene Ontology annotation, cellular component: chloroplast thylakoid membrane. NCBI's taxonomy places the organism in Eukaryota, Viridiplantae, Streptophyta, Magnoliopsida, Solanales, Solanaceae. The record is from RefSeq and is a predicted model, not a curated record.